UGGCGGACGCAGUUACUAAAAUAAAUAUAUUGGUUGUGGAAGGAUACUUAUUUGAACUUCCUGAUACAAUCCGAACAAUUUCAAAAGUCUGCGAGAAAUCCCGCAAGAAUGGAGCAUUAGUUUCCAUCACAGCAUCAGAUGUGUCCUGCAUUGAAAGAUAUUAUGAUGAUUACUGGGAAAUCAUGGAAAAUUAUGCAAAUAUAUUAUUUGCGAACAACGAAGAAGCAUAUCAAAUCAUGAGGACGCGUUAUCUCAAAACUUCAAUGUUCAGGAUAUUGAUCCCUCUUAUUUAUACUAAUCGCUAAAUCAUUUAUCCAAAUAAGCUUUUCUCAGUGACAACAUACAGAAGAUCAACGGGAUGAAAAUUAUGAGUAAAUCAUCAGAAUCAACUUGUGUUGUCCUCCCGCCAAAGUUAUUCUGGAUGAUGGAGAAACUAGUCCACGAGUUUCGUGGGCAUAUGGGUGAAGUCUUAGCCCUCUCAUGGUCCAAAAAUGGGGUGGUGUUGUCGGAUACAAGAAUGGUAAUUGCCAUUUUUAUGAUGUUGUAAUCGCUUGCAGAUGGGCCUCCCGGUAAGCUUUCAAGGAAAGAAGAAGCUUACUAACAAGACAGUAACUGGAUUUCAUGUAACCAUUUUUCUUUAUUUCCCUUACUUUUCACAAAAAUGGUUUCGUCUACUUAUUUUAUGAACUUGAGAACUAAUUGAAUUUCAUCACGCAGUACUUCCCAAAUGACUCGAGUAAAGUCAUGGUUACUUCUGUUGAUUCACAAGUUAGAAUACUUUGUGGAUCCAACAUCAUUUGCAAAUUCAAAGGUAUAUUGGUUGCGUACCCUAUACUUCCUCGCCCCCCACCAACUUUUUGUUUUUAUUGCGCUUUAGCUUAACUUUGGUAAAGGUGAGCAGCUUUUUCAUAUGCUGCAUGUCUAGGAAAACUUUGUCAUUUUUCAUCAAAAGAAAGUCCCUUUUCUGCUAUAAGGUACCUUAGAAACUUUGUUCAUUUAUAGCUUGAGUUUGAAAACAAAUUAUCUUAGAUAAUGGUUAUCUGCACUGGGAGCUGAAUGAAUAAUAAUAAGAGAGUAUGUUGCUCCUUAAUACAGGAUCUUUAUGGUAUUGUAUUUUAAUAAAUUAUGCCUUUUUGAAGUUUUUGUGGAGUGAAGAUCUAUGUUUAUUUCCUUUUUUCUUUUGCUUCCUUAC
Messenger RNA from Capsicum annuum, 1192 nucleotides. RefSeq lists its product as uncharacterized. NCBI's taxonomy places the organism in Eukaryota, Viridiplantae, Streptophyta, Magnoliopsida, Solanales, Solanaceae. The record is from RefSeq and is a predicted model, not a curated record.